GAGGGGGAGGACCGAAGUCGAUGGGAGCUGCAGUGCUUGGUCUGCAGAAGCGCAAGGUUUCAACAACGAAUGCGUUAAAGGGAGCUAAAAACAAUGCCGUGCUUGUUACACUUUAACAAUAGAGAACAUAUGCAUCGCUCGCUCUGGACAAGCUUCAACGGCGUGUUCUGUGUGGCAAAAGCAACGUUAUGCUAACUUGUUCAACUUCCUUUGUAAGUAGGCUCGCUGGCUCGAUGUGCACACGGCGUGGCUACGGAGAUCGUUAAUAGGCAACUCUUGGAAAAAUUAAAAAGAUGUAGGCUACCGUGAUUUGUUUUCAUCCCGAAUGGGUCUGCACCAGUUGAUACCAGAAUGUUAUGACUUUGAUGUUGUUGACUCUUCUACGUAGUGCGAGUAGGCUACGGCGAUGUACGAUAUAGCCAAAGAGUCCAUGCAUUCAUUCGGUUUUUAAUAAAGAGCGAAAAGAAGAAAACGAAAACCAAGUUUAAAGGAGUCUUUUGAAGUUGGGCCUGGGAGGCGGUCCCCUGUGUUUUGGACCUGUUGGGGCCACAGCGGAGCGGUGUGGGGGGCCACGAUGGGGUCUUUUCGGCGGCCGCGACCCCGGUUCAUGAGCUCCCCGGUACUGACGGACCUCCCCCGUUUCCACGCCAGCCUGUCCAACCUGCAUCUGUCCAACGCCAGUGUCUGGAACAGUGUCCAGUCUGCUGUGAUCAAGGUGUUCCAAGGUGGGGGUCUGCAAGCUAAUGAGCUUUACUCCCUCAACGAGAGCAUCAGGUGGCUCCUCAAGACUGAACUGGGUUCCUUCAUCACAGAGUAUUUUCAGAAUCAGCUCCUGAACAAAGGCCUGAUCUACAUUACAGAGAAGAUACAGCUCUAUGAGGGCGACAGUCAGCUCCUCAUCCUGUCAGAGAUGUGGGGAAGGUUUUUCACAGAAAUUCUGCCAACGCUGCAGGCCAUAUUCUACCCAGUGCAGGGUCAGGAGCUGACCGUCCGGCAGAUGUCCCUGCUGGGAUUCAGGGACCUGGUGCUGCUCAAGCUCCCAUUGGAGGAGCUGCUGCCGGCUGCCCCGCCCCCUCCACCGCCGGCCAUCACACAGAUGCUGCUGGUCCUGCAGGGUAUUCACGAGCCCAGUGGACCCACCCAACAGUACUACCAGCUGGAGAGGCUUGUGGAGAUGGUCGUCUCUCCCUACUUGGGAAAUUACAGGCACCGCAGCCACGCUGCCGGCUAUAUCGAAUGUCGCAUGUCACGCACCAGGUCGACGGCCGCGACGCACUUCGGGCAGCCGGAGAUCCUGGUCACCCAGCAUGCAUCUGACUCCUGCUCGCUGGGGCCGCUGGUGGAGCAGGAUGGCGAGGCCUACCUGGAGAAGGUGGGCGGCGUGCGGCGCCACACGGUGGCCAACGCCCACUCGGACCUGCAGCUGCUGUCGGUGGCCAGCAUGAUGCACCCUGGGAUGGCGGAGGACUGCGGCGGAGGCGGGACUUGCGGCGGCGUUGGGGGCGGGGCCAGCAACGGCGGGGGCGGGCCCAGGGCCUUCGGCAGCGAACCCCACAUCCUGGAUUCUCCGGUGGGCGUGGUCGUUCUUUCGAGGCAGCAGGGGUCCGCCGAGGUCGGCUGUGCCCCUCCCAGCUAACGGGUCGGAGCACUGGGGCGACGCCCUGCGGACAUACGGAAGCUCUGGGAGUGGGAGGCCCUUUCAGGGAGUAGCAGCCAGCGGACCCCAUGCCCUCCAUGCUCUGGUGGGUGCCCCUCGAGGCGAAAGGGGCCCAACGAGGUCGGCCUGGCUUCCCCCCAGGUAGCGAAGGACACCCUGUGGACUUACCGAAGCCCUUUAUAAGAGCAGCAGACGUGACUGGAUUCAUACAGACUGCUCUCUUUCCAGCAGUGGCUUCUUGUGUUUUUUUUUAAUUUAUUUUUUUAAUCAGAUCAGGCAUCUUCUGGCAGCGUGGAAGAAGCCGAGAUGUGGGCUUGGGAACCGUUAACAGCGCUACGGCCCUGUGAACUGGACACGGCCGGGUCUGUUCUGCCCUGCGGAAGAACCACUGGGGUAUAUGGAGUUUACACCCAUCUUAACCCCACAGUGCAAAACAAAUGGGGUUUCUACAGGAGUGGGCCAUUUUGGCUUCUGCUCAGCUACCCUUCUAGUCUCACAGGUUAAGCUCGUCUUCUGCCCUCCAGAAUAACUGGUAGUGGGAAGCAAGGCCUACAAACAUGAGCGAUGUUGGUGCAAAUGGUAACACCAGCCUCUCCAUUGUUUUUGUAAACGUAUGCAUUCUGGUACAAAGCCUACUCAUCUUAACUUCUACACGGGAAAAGUCAGUUCUAUUUAGUGCUUUUAAAUGCUUCUUGACAAACAUUUUUCACUAAUAAAUUUAAACUGCCAUAGAUAUAA
Molecule: messenger RNA, 2395 nt
Organism: Conger conger (European conger)
Lineage: Eukaryota; Metazoa; Chordata; Actinopteri; Anguilliformes; Congridae
Product: proline-rich protein 5-like
Exons: 9
Coding region: 575-1636 (353 amino acids)
Biological process (GO): TORC2 signaling
Cellular component (GO): TORC2 complex
Source: RefSeq, a predicted model, not a curated record